AUUGCCCCACGAUGAGAUAGUAAACAGAACAGUCCAAGGCAAUAUCAGGAAUUGUACGACUCCAUCGAGGUCAACGUGAUUGGGUUUUGUGGAUGAGUGCUUGUGGACGAUGGAAAAAUACAAAAUUUUGAGAAAAUUAGGUGAUGGGACAUACGGCAGUGUACUCCAAGCUAAGAACUUGGAAUCAGGGGAGUUGGUGGCAAUAAAGAGAAUGAAGAAAAAAUUUUAUUCAUGGGAAGAGUGCUUGCGUCUUAGAGAAAUACAAUCAUUACGAAAGUUGAAUAACCCAUACAUCAUAAAGCUGAAAGAAGUUAUUCGUGAAGACAACACACUGUUUUGUGUGUUUGAGACCAUGAAGGGUGACCUUUAUCAGUUGAUGAAGGAGAGAGCCAAACUAUGGCCUGAGUCAACUGUAAGAAACAUCGCUUAUCAAGUAUUACAGGGACUCAGUUUUAUGCACAAAAUGGGCUUCUUUCAUCGUGAUAUGAAGCCAGAGAACCUGCUGUGUAGUGGCCCAGAAAUAGUGAAGAUAGCUGAUUUUGGACUUGCACGGGAGAUUCGUUCCCGUCCUCCUUACACUGAUUAUGUAUCAACCAGAUGGUAUCGAGGUCCAGAGCAGCUGCUACGUUCUACCAAUUACAGUUCUCCAAUUGACUUGUGGGCUGUUGGGUGUAUUAUGGUGGAAACAUACACUUUGCGCCCUAUCUUUCCUGGAAGUAGUGAAGUUGAUCAAAUUUUUAAAAUUUGUUCUGUUCUUGGCACCCCUAGCAGAGAAGCUUGGCCUGAAGGUCUUACUCUGGCAUCAGCAAUGAACUUCAAAUUUCCAACAUGUGCCUCUACAGCGUUGUCAAAACUAAUUCCAAAUGCAUCUGGGGAUGGAAUUCAACUCAUAAAAGAGUUGUUACAGUGGGAUCCAAAGAAACGGCCAUCAGCCACUCAGUCAUUGAGGCAUCCCUACUUUAAUGUUGGUCAGAAUCUCCCCAAGCCAACAGCUCAAGUUCCACCUAUUCAACAAGUUCCUUACCAGCCUACUGGAUUACAGUAUCCAUUGAAGACAAUUCAAAAGGCAGACAUCAGCACUGGGAAUGUUAAGUGCAGACCAAGUGUGGUAGCAAAGAACGAUAGACGGCAGUGUACAAGAAUACGUGAAAGUUCUGCUGACACCCACAUCAACCAGUCUGAUGAUUUCUCUUUCUCAUUUCAAAGUACAAAACCAAACUACCAGCCUUUUAGGAUGACAGCAACUAAAGAUGCUGAAGUGGCAGGUAACUUCACACAUUCUGUCAAAACAUCAGCAACUCAGAGAGAAUUGAGACGACAUCCCAGUAAUGACUCUGUCCAUGGAUCUGCAAAAGCCUACUACAUGAGCAAGGCACGUUAUUCCCCUGUAUCAAGAACAAGUUGCCACCAAGACAAGGAGCAAUCCAAUGCACCAGCUGUACAUUUAUUGCCCACUCUUACAAAAGACCGACCAGGUCUCACCAAGAAGAGCAGCAAACCUGGUGUGGGUGCACUUCCCCCUGUUGUCGCAUCAGGAACAAACAAACUUCCUGCUCCUUUCCAGAAAAGAUUAUCUCACUAUGGAACACUUGGAACAGUAGACAUUGGAAUGAGUUCUGCAGUUGGACCCACCUACUCGAGUUGGAAAUCUUCAGCAAUCGUGAACCCUACUUUCACUAAAUCAACAGUUGCUGCAAGCCGAACUCGUACUGAUUGGUCAGCAAAGUACGGUCGCAAGUACUGAGUACAGAAGUGUUUGUAUAUAUCUAUAUAAUACAAUGUUCAAGACUUGAGGGAAAACAGGUUGCAGUACAUUAAUUGGGGACAACAUCAAGAACUAUUCUCAAAGACAACGCUUGUUAAAAAUAUUGUGUGAAACUAACAGACAAACACACAAAGAAAACAGCAGUUACAAUUCCUGCAGACAAUGUCUGGUUAUGUAAAGUAUCAUUCUGUAUACAUAACAAGUCCAACUAAACAAUAACAACAAAAACUAACUGCAGCAUCCCCCUCCAGACUUCGGUUGAUCACGUUGUGUAACUCGUACUGUUUCUGGUUUGUUAUCAG
Messenger RNA from Corticium candelabrum, 2067 nucleotides. RefSeq names its product serine/threonine-protein kinase dyf-5-like. Lineage: Eukaryota; Metazoa; Porifera; Homoscleromorpha; Homosclerophorida; Plakinidae. Gene Ontology annotation, cellular component: cilium; nucleus; cytoplasm. The coding region runs from base 110 to 1744 and encodes 544 amino acids. Gene Ontology annotation, molecular function: ATP binding; protein serine/threonine kinase activity. The transcript is spliced from 9 exons. Gene Ontology annotation, biological process: protein phosphorylation; cilium assembly; intraciliary transport. The record is from RefSeq and is a predicted model, not a curated record.